AUGGUCCCCUCUUUGGUCCCCCAUUGCCCCCCGAUUCCUCUUCGACUUCAACCUUCUAUCCGUGACGACUUCAAACACGAUUUUUUUUCGGCGACAACUUCAAAUUCGGCGACAACGACAUCAAACGAUGUCAUUUUCCGGCGAAAGCUUGCACCAAUGGAGGGCAAUUUCCCCAAUAUUUUCACCGAUGGAUACGACACCCGGCCUAACAACCAACCUAUUUCUGUCGUGGAAAACGCGACGGAGCUCAUGUUGCUGUUUUAUAUUCGCCAUGUAAUUCUUACCCAUGAAGAGUCUCCCCCACGGCAACAGAUUCCACCUAUUGUUGCCUUGCCUCCUCGAAGAAAGAAGUACAAGUCGGAAACAUCUUCGACUGAAUCUGCCACAAAUGCUUAUUCCUCGCAACAUCCUGAAGUAGAAAGAACUUAUAUGUCAAGCGACACAUCAAUAAGGUCGGUAAAGAAGAAGAAGACGAGCACAAAGGCAUUAGUGAAGCGUCUACUAGGCGUUAUGGCUGAAUUAUUUUCUAAAGUAGACCGUGUAUUACAGAAAAAAGAUGAACCAUAUACAGGGUUUGGAGAGGAGGAGGACAUGGUAAAUGAAGAGGAGGAAGAAACAGAUUACCAUGGUACACAGUUGGACUAUGAUGAUAUAUCUACUCAUGGUUUGGAGGGGGAAGUUGGGCGUACACCUACGAAUGUUGAGCCGUCACCGGACAUGGGUGAACAUCAGAAAAAAACAGUGACUCCUAUUGUUAGGCCGCAACGAAAACGAGGUGUUCCAUGGUAUUAG
Lactuca virosa is the source of this 792-nucleotide messenger RNA. The record is from the annotation of a GenBank genome assembly. NCBI's taxonomy places the organism in Eukaryota, Viridiplantae, Streptophyta, Magnoliopsida, Asterales, Asteraceae.